AUGGAGAUCAAUGACUUGCGCGUGCAAGAGCUCGAUGCGAAGAAGAUGCAGAGAGAGCGAGCAUUCAUGGCACGCGAGGAUGAGCUGGCCAAAGAGGAACGCGCCCGGGACCGGAUCAAGUCCCUUGGCAUGGAAGCAUUCCCCGACCUGUUUCAGAAAGUCUCACAGCCUCUGAAGUAG
Molecule: messenger RNA, 180 nt
Organism: Symbiodinium natans
Lineage: Eukaryota; Dinophyceae; Suessiales; Symbiodiniaceae
Source: the annotation of a GenBank genome assembly